Marchantia polymorpha subsp. ruderalis is the source of this 1893-nucleotide messenger RNA. NCBI's taxonomy places the organism in Eukaryota, Viridiplantae, Streptophyta, Marchantiopsida, Marchantiales, Marchantiaceae. The record is from the annotation of a GenBank genome assembly.
CGACGCUGGCUGGCUGGCAGGGGGCAGGGGCAGAGGGAACGGGGCACACCAGAGCACAAGAGACGAGGAGGGGGAGGAUGCUGAAGGUCGAGACGACGAGAGUCAAUGCAAUUCCACCUUUGAAUGCACGCCCACGCUCUGUCAUGCUCACCGAUCGAUCGAUCCUCGUAAGGACCCGGACACGAAGUUCCCAGUGAGGGAAUCCGUGUGCAAUUCGAUUUCAUUGCUUUCUUCGGUUUGCCGGUGGAUUGAUUCAGUGGUUGCAGGCCGAGGAGCAGCUGCGUGCCUCAGAGCUUAAGCCUGUGAAGCGACGCAGCUAUGGCCAGCAUUUUGUUUCAGGAAAGGGUAUUAGGUUUCACUCUGGGAACUGCCUUUGGACUGGGUGCUUACGUUUAUGAACAGAAGAAGUUCUGGCGAUCGACCAGAGAGCUAGCAAAUGUAUAUUCAGGAGGACAAUUGCCCCCUCCCGCUGUUUAUGUUCCUGAGCCCAUCUUUGGACGCCGGACCAAAGAUCAAUUGAUACAUGCCUGGAAUAUGGGUGUUGACCAAACUUUGGGCAAACUGGUAGCUGCAUUGAGCGAAAGGGGGUGGUAAUCGAGUUCUACGAGGAGCAAAAAUCUAUGUGAUGGAUGGGUGUCAAUCUACGAGAAGCAUUAGAGUUUAGCUCCAUCUUGUGUUGGUGAUUCCAGCUCGAGGGCUAUUCACGGGGUAUAUUUAUGUCAUAGUGUCCAGAUCACCUUCAGUGAAGAGUUUACAAAUCUCAUGCUAUGUUGGCGAGGAUGCUUCUUUGUACUUUACUUUCAACCAUCAUUGAGGAGUAUGAGCCCUCCAAAUGCGAGUCAUGCAACAGCUGUCAAAUUAAUUCCCCAAAGGGGAGGACAUCUUAAAUUUUGCGAAAAACUUUCAUUACAAUAAUUAUCAUGUGAAUACGAACUUUAUUGAGUUCGCGAAUUUUUCUUCUGUAUGUGCCUCAAUCUGUUCUGAAGUCAACUGUGCUACGCAUUGUGACCAGAUGUUUCAACUUUCUGACUGCUGAUGCUGGAGCAGAUGCUACCAAAGUCCUAAGAAGAAUAUGGUCUUGUCAGGCGUGUUUGAUGGUUGGAGGUUUAGGAUGAUGUACAAUUCAUGGUCUUGGUUCGAAGUCUUCGAUUCUGAAUUUCUUUCUCAAACGGUGGUGGAAACUGCUUUUUCUUUUCUAUCGUUGACGACAACACUGUACCUGGAGCUGGGAAUAACCAUUAUCAGCUUCAAAAGUUCGCACUCUCUCAAUACUCUAAUUUUGGAAGUUUAUAUCUUCUGUGUCUCCUAAUCUGGUGUGUGCAGUCAGGACUGCAAUUAGACGUGCCUGAGUUUGAACCGAAGCCUGGACGAUUGGACCACUUCAUAAUGUUGCUCAUUUCUCUCUUCUACCUGUUCCACUAAAUUUGAAAAGCUUCUUUUUGGAAAUAAUUUCGGGUUGGACUCUCACCAGAUUUUGGCAUGUGUGCCUCAGGAAUAGAAGUCUAAAUGUCGCUGUCGGUCACUUCUUGGGUUUCUUAGCUUCCUUCCCAGGUUUCUUGACUUCCUUGCCACCUUUUUUCGUCUUUUCCUUCGGUUCUUCAGGUGGUGGUGGAGGAGGGGGAGGUGGAGUAGGGGGUCUCUCAUCCACGCCAGUCCCUUCCAAAGUUAGUCGAACUCCUCUACCGAGGCGGAUUUGCACGUAUAUUACCUGACUGUAGAACCCAAUGUCGAAUGGUGCAAAUGAGAUUGUCACGAUCUGCCUGUUCCAGUGGAAUUGAAUUCCGAGGCUUUCUGUCAAUUCCAGAUCUCUUCGACCGCGAAUCCUACCUCUCUCCGGAUUAGCAGACCAUAUAAUGGGCCAAACUUUGUCCAGUCCUUGGGCAUCCUCCUGUA